Molecule: messenger RNA, 726 nt
Organism: Scomber scombrus (Atlantic mackerel)
Lineage: Eukaryota; Metazoa; Chordata; Actinopteri; Scombriformes; Scombridae
Gene: sox14
Product: SRY-box transcription factor 14
Exons: 1
Coding region: 13-726 (237 amino acids)
Biological process (GO): positive regulation of transcription by RNA polymerase II; cell differentiation; negative regulation of transcription by RNA polymerase II
Molecular function (GO): DNA-binding transcription factor activity, RNA polymerase II-specific; RNA polymerase II cis-regulatory region sequence-specific DNA binding
Source: RefSeq, a predicted model, not a curated record
CUUUUUUUAAAGAUGUCAAAGCCAGCUGAUCACAUCAAGAGACCCAUGAACGCGUUCAUGGUCUGGUCCCGGGGCCAGAGGAGGAAAAUGGCACAGGAGAAUCCCAAAAUGCACAAUUCGGAGAUCAGCAAACGGCUGGGUGCCGAGUGGAAGCUGCUGUCAGAGUCUGAGAAGAGACCUUACAUCGAUGAGGCCAAGAGACUGAGGGCUCAGCACAUGAAGGAGCACCCCGACUACAAGUACAGACCCCGGCGUAAGCCCAAGAACCUGCUCAAGAAGGACAGGUACGUUUUCCCUUUGCCUUACCUCGGGGACACCGAUCACUUGAAGGGACUUCCACUUUCGGCGGACUCUCUUUUGGGCGCCUCGGACAAAUCCAGAGCGUUUCUCCCUCCGACGUCCAGUCCUUACUCCUUCCUAGACCCGAGUCAGUUCAGCUCCAGCGCCAUCCAGAAGAUGACAGAGAUGCCCCACGCGUUGAGUACCAGCACUUUGCCGUACGCGUCCUCGUUGGGAUACCAGAACGGCGCGUUCGGCACCCUUGGGUGUCCCAGUCAGCACACCCACACCCACCCGUCGCCCACAAACCCGGGUUAUGUCGUCCCGUGUAACUGCACAGCCUGGUCAACGUCAAGUUUACAGCCCCCGGUGGCCUACAUACUUUUUCCAGGUAUGACCAAGACUGGGAUAGACCCGUAUUCAUCCGCACAUGCCGCUGCCAUGUAA